Molecule: messenger RNA, 795 nt
Organism: Oppiella nova
Lineage: Eukaryota; Metazoa; Arthropoda; Arachnida; Sarcoptiformes; Oppiidae
Source: the annotation of a GenBank genome assembly
AUGUUUGGACAGUUGGGUAGAGAUGUGACACCAAAAGUGGAUUAUUUAAAACCCGAGAGAAUAUCCUAUUUCGAUGACAAAGAUGUCCAACAAAUCAAUUGUGGUGAACAUCACUCACUGGCCCUCACAUCCAAUGGACAGGUGUAUGGGUGGGGACGUAACGAUGUGGGACAGUUGGAGGUCAUAGGAUCGGGUGGUUUUGGGACAGUAUUGCGAGUGAAACACAAAUUUGAUGGACAAGUAUUUGCCGUCAAACGCAUUGAAAUUAAUGAUUUUGAUGAAAAAGAAGUGCAAAAUCUAGUGAAUGUUAGAUCAGAAUAUGUGGUCAGAUAUUACCACUCAUGGUGUGAACCGGAUUUUGGUUACAUUCAGAUGGAGUUGUGUUCACAAAGUCUUCGACAUAUACUUGAAGUCAAAGCACAAAUCAUUCACAGAGACCUCAAACCCGAAAACAUAGUGAUUGCCUAUAAUGUAGAAAACGGCAGAUUUAUUAAGUUAUGUGACUUCGGUUUGGCUACAGUUCACGACAAACGCAUUCACAACAGGACUUCACAAAAACAUACGGCAGACAGAGGGACACUAGAAUAUCAGGCACCGGAAGUUGCGCUGCGAAGGUUUGGCCGCUUUUUUAUAUCCUUUCCUCGACUUCUGGCCACCAUUUGUGUCCUCAUUAGCUCCGGACUCAUCACCGGAACCGUCAUCGCCCUCACCAUCAGAUUCAUCGUUAUUGCCAUCACUCCCGGCGGAUCUGAGCCCUUGCUUCGCACCAGAAGUGGUCCUCGACUUCACCACUGA